ACAGAUUGUUGUUCACAUGUUCUCAUCUUAUUGCAAAGUGUUAUCAAUCCCAUUCCCACUGUCCUUCUGAUUCUUGUGUCGCGCAGCUAUGAUUAACUGCAACAUAUAUGAACGCAUAUUCAAGCGUUUUGAUGAAGACGGUGACGGCAAACUCUCUCCUUCAGAGCUUCGACGCUGCGUGGGGACGAUAGGGGAGGAGCUGCUCAUGGAGGAGGCGCAGGAGGUGGUGGAGUCGGUGGACUCGAACGGAGAUGGGCUGCUGGGAUUGGAGGAAUUUGUGGGGUGGAUGGAGAGGGAGGGUGAAGAGAGAAAGAUGGAGGAGUUGAGAGAGGCUUUUAGGAUGUAUGAGAUGGAAGGGAGUGAGUGUAUUACUCCAAAGAGCUUGAAGAGGAUGCUGAGUAGAUUGGGGGAGUCGAGAAGUGUGGAAGACUGCAGUGUCAUGAUCAGACAGUUUGAUGUAAACGGCGAUGGCGUUCUUAGCUUUGAUGAAUUCAAGCUCAUGAUGCUGUGAUCGAUCGAUUCUUCCCGAGUCUGAAAGUGAAUAUGAUAUUCUUUAUAAGUUCAACAAAAGUAUAUUGUAAACCAAGAUUCUUUCUACAAAUAGAAUACGAUGCCCAUUUAUUCAUUUUAUGCGAAGUUAACGAGUCUCUAUGCUUGCUAGGGAGGCUCUCUAUGAAGGGUGAUUGGAGAACGUACCUUGCUCUAUUCUGGAUUUUCUUACUUCAAGGGAUCGUGCUCUAAAGGCUUUCUUUUCGGUCAACAAUAUGAUAUAUUAUUUUUUAUUUGAGAUGAA
Molecule: messenger RNA, 793 nt
Organism: Vitis vinifera (wine grape)
Lineage: Eukaryota; Viridiplantae; Streptophyta; Magnoliopsida; Vitales; Vitaceae
Product: probable calcium-binding protein CML31
Exons: 1
Coding region: 89-511 (140 amino acids)
Molecular function (GO): calcium ion binding
Source: RefSeq, a predicted model, not a curated record